CAGCAAAUUGGUAGCGCUCUGACAAAGAACGCGUUUAUGCGGAAAUGACGUAAGGACGCCAAAGAUGGCGUGAGUUUCAAACCGUCCCUAGAUAAAUGUUACAGAGACCUGUCGUCUUCAGCUCUUCAGGUCACAGAGAGGAGCAGGCAGGAGACGAGAGAGGAAGAGGAGGAGAAGAGGAAGGAGCCAAAGCAGAAGGAGGAGUGAUGAAGAGGAGUGCGAGGGCGAGUAGGGCGUCCUCAGAGGGCAGGGAGAUCAGCCAGGAGUCCAGGGAGCUCAGAUGGAGACUCAACCAGCUGGAGAAGGAGAACCUGAAGCUUUCAGUGCGCCACAACCAGGAGGUGUGUUUCCUGCAGGCGGAGGUGGCCCGUUUUCGCUCCUUCAUGGAGCGCGGCGAGGCUCAGCGGACGAAGCUGCAGUUCCAGCUCGCUGCCAGCCGCAGAGAGAGCAACCGGGUCGCCGAGCUCGAGCGGGACAGAACCGCUCUGACAGAGAAAUCAGCAGAGCUGCAGCAGACCAUCGCAGAGCUGAGGAAAACUCUGCAGGUCAGCCAGCAGGCCAGGCAGGACAACCAGCAGGCGCUGCAGCAGGAGGUGGAAGAGAGGGACCAGCUGAUCCAGAACUUCAACUCCGAAAAUCAGCGGCUGCAUCAACUGCUUCAGAACCAGCAGGCGGCUGUGGAGGCGUCGGAGAGGAAAAUGGCCGAACUGCUGCGGGAGAGACAGAAGGAGGCUGAGGAAAACAAACGGCUAGCCGAAGAGCUGAAGACGCUGCAGGAGAGGAGCGGCAGGGAGAAGGAGAUCGCAGAUGAGAAGGUGAAGCAUCUGAAGGCGAACAUGGAGGAGGACAAAACGGCUCACCUGGAGUCCAGGAGCAACCUGGAGCUGCGGGUUCGGGACCUGGAGGCAGCGGUGGCAGCGGAGAAGUCCGGCCAGAAGGAGGCGCAGAGCAACCUGGAGCUGCUGCGAACGCAUUUCAGAGAGCUGGAAAGAGCUUACAGCCUGGAGAGGGAGAGGAGGGGUCACACUGAGCACGCUCUGGAGUGCCUGCAGGCAGAUUUCAAUAACUGCAAGACAGAGAUGGCGGUUGCCUUGGAAACAGAGAGGAAGACAACCUCUGACCUCUCCAAAAAGCUUGAGGAGGAGAAGAGUCAACUUGGCAAAACGCAGUCGUUGCUGCAGCAGGCAGCAUCGCAGCGUUCUGAAGCAGAGGAUGCCUUCCACAGCUUCUUGCUGCAGAUCACCGCCCUGCUCGGCACCACGGUUCAAAACACAGCACAACCUGCAAAGCAUGAUGGGAAACCGAGUCCUGCUGAGGUCCUGCAGCUGCUGGCCGUCACUCUGAGCACCAAGCAGCACAGACUGGAGGAAACCACCCUGCAGGUCCAGGAUCUGCUGGCGGCGACCCAGAAGCUCCACGAGGAGAACCAGGUUCUCCAGCAGCUGACCUCAGAUCAGCAGAAACAAAUUGGUGAGGCGCAGCAGAUGCUGGGCCACCUGCAGGACAAGGCCUCUGAUUGGUCGAUGCAGAACGCGGCGCUGCAGGAGGAGCUGCAGACAGUGAAGGAGGAGAGCAGAAAGGAGAUCGGGGAGAUGAGAGAGGAGUUCAGCAAGGAGUUAACGGUCCGCCUGGCCUUCCUGCACCGCCUCAGCCAGCGCCUGCUGACCGGCUGCGUCCUCAUCCAGCCGCCCCACAGCAUUCUGGGAGACUUCACCUGGAGGGAGCUGUGUGAUGUCAUCACCGAGCAGGUGGAGCAGAUGACCUCUGACCUGCAUCAGGCCAAGGACAAGAUCGCUCACCUGCAGAGUGUGUGUGACAAGAAGAGUGUGUGUGUGCGCGAGCUGAAGCGCAGCCAGGAGUGUGUGUUGUCUAGCCUGCAGGAAAACAUGAAGAGGAGAGAGGAGACAUGGAGCCAGCAGCACACACACACCGUCAACCAGCUGCAGAACCAGCUGCAGAUGUGUCGCUCUCAGUGCGACGCCCACAGGGACCGCGUCUCCAACCUGGAGCGCCGCUGCUCCUCCCUGACCUCUGACCUCUCCCGGAGCCGGCGGGAGUCGUCGUCCUUGUCGGCGGCCUGCGCCCUGCUGGCGGGCGCCCUGAGGCACGCCCGCGGCUGCGUGCGCUCGCUGUCCGAGCAGAAGGCGGUCCUGGACCGGCGGCUGGCCGAGCGGGAGCGGCUGGAGCUGGAGGUCCGGAAGCUGGCCGACGCGCUGGGCGGCGAGCGGACGGAGGACGAGGAACAGGAGGAGCGAGGAAGGAGAGCGAGGAGGAGGUGGAGGAGCGGCGCGGGCGCCGUGAUGGCGGUGAACCGGUGGAUGGCGUUGAGGAAGGAGACUGAGGUGGUGCUGCGGCUGGAGAGGAGCGGCGGCAGCGUCUGCGUGUGCGCAGCGCCGCGUACGGCAGCCCUGAAGGGAGCUGAAGUUCCUGAAGGAGUUUUUUCUCGCUGGCUUCGUUCUAAAAGCGUCUCCGCCAUCAUUCUGUCCUCCAUGGCCGACCUGCAGGGGGCGCUGGCUGACUCAGCCUCCUCUCCCGCUCAUGUAAUGGCCGCCGCUCGCUCCGGGUUCUCCCGCCUGCUGGACCAGCUGCUGGACCAAUCAGCUCGCAGCGUUUCCUCCGGUUCGGCUGAGCGGAUCGCAGAGCGCUCCUCCCUGAAGGUAGAGGGAGAGGUUUGGAUUUGGUUCUGCAGAACCUCUCCCUCCGCUGACCUCAUGUCCCCCCGCCAGACUCUGGUCUCCGGCCUCCAGCAGCACUUCCUGCUCUUCAGCCAACGGCUGCACUCCGCCGAGGUGGAGAGGCGGAGCCUGCGGCUGGAGGUGUCCAACCUGAAGAAAGGGCUGCAGCAGGAGCGGGCGGAGCUGGUUCUGAUGGUUCCGACGGAGCGAUUCCAGACGGCCUGCGAGGAGCUGAGGCUCUCUCUGAACCGAGAGCAGGAGGCGCAGGAGCUGAUCCAGGAGCAGAGCAGACAGCUGCAGCUGCUGCAGCAACGGGUCGACAAGCUGGCCUCAGAACAGCCCACACUGACCCACAGCAAACAGCUGAUCCGUAAAGAGAGCUCCCUGAGAAUUCUGGGUAAGCAGCUGGCAGUCGUUCAGAAGGAGAAGAGGCAGCUGGAGCAGCAACUGCAGAGAGCCGAGGAGCAGCUGAGGGACGCGGUCAGGCGGCAGCAGUUGGUGGUUCGAUGCCUGAAGGCUGCAGAGUCGAGCUGCAAGCAGGUCAGAGAGAGUCUGGCCCAGUCGCAGCACUCUGCCCCCACUCAGCGGCGCCCCCUGCUGUUCACCCUGGAGUACCCCAAUAUGAUUGAAGAGAAACACCUGAUGGGAGCUCCUGAGGUGGCAGCGUGUCAGAGCUUCCUGUCCGUCGUCUCUCAGCUCCAUCAGGCCUGCUGCUACCGGAUGGACUGGCUGGAGCAGGAAGUCUCCGCCCACCACAGUCAUGUGACCGCUCUGCGCGGCGAGCUGCAGGACGCCUGCCUCCGGGAAAACCUGGCCUUCAUUCCCGUGGACGCUCUUCCUGGACCGGAGGGCGAUGAGGACAAACAAGACUUUCUUCCUCUCUCUGGUUUCUCUGAGAAGCUGAUCUGUAAAGAAGACGUGACCCGUCUGUUCUGAUCUGAAGCAAAAUCUCAGUCCUGCUUCCAGUCCUGGGAUGUUUCAAAGAUGUGAAGUCGGAUCAACCUGGAAGUUUCAUCUUCAGGAAGCUGAGCUGCUGGUGACGGACUUGAUCCUGCUUCAAAUGUCUCAGAAAAACCAAACAGGACAUUUUACUCUCAUCUCCUUCUGUUAUUUAAAUCUAACUUCAUGCAAUUUUUUAUCAACAGACGACAAAGAGGGACAGAAAUGAAUCCCUAAUUCAAAAUGAGAAGGAAAAAGUGGGUAAAAAAGGAAAAGGAGACAAAUUCUCAGAGAGAAAGAAAGCUGACCAAUAAAACAGAGGAAACAGUCAAAAUGUCCCCACAAAGUCAGAAAUACACAAACAAAAAAGAGAAAAAAUAUUUGAGAAGGAAGCAGUUGUUUGGUUUUUAAUCCUGCUGAGAUAAGAAGAAAAAAGAGAUAGAAGAAAUAAAGUAAAGAAAAAUGAAAUUCUCCUAAAAUACAGAAAAAUGACCAAGAUGGAGAAAAGCAGCUGUAAGCGGUUCUAAAGGGAUCCAAACCCCAGGGAACCACAUAACCAGUUUUAUUAGUCAUGAUUUUAUUUGUUAGACCAUUAAAAAUUUGUUAGAAAAGCUCAACACACAAAGCUUUGUGCUUUAGGGACGUUUAGUCUGUUGUUGGCGCCCCCUAGAGCCCAACCUUUAUUCAGCUUGAUCAAUUCUCAGACUUCAUUUGAUAAAUAAAAAGCAGAUUUUCACC
Messenger RNA from Gambusia affinis (western mosquitofish), 4352 nucleotides. Its product is annotated as coiled-coil domain-containing protein 171-like. The record is from RefSeq and is a predicted model, not a curated record. NCBI's taxonomy places the organism in Eukaryota, Metazoa, Chordata, Actinopteri, Cyprinodontiformes, Poeciliidae.